AAACAGUGGUCGUUUAAGGGGUUUCAGGCGUAUUCGAUCUAGGGUUUGGUUUUUCACUUUAUAAGCCUCCCAAAUACACGCGACGAGCAGCUGUCUCCGCCUCCCUGCAAAACAAACCCAUCUCCAAUUCUGCUUGCCAAAGUCGAAGCGAAUAUGGAGACCACCACAACAUCAGCGGCUGCACGGCAGCUGUCUCAGAAAGAGACGGAUAUCCAGCUCAUGCUGGCUGCAGAGGUCCAUCUCGGCACUAAGAAUUGUGACUUCCAGAUGGACCGCUAUGUCUUCAAGCGCCGCAAUGACGGAAUUUAUAUCAUAAACUUGGGUAAGACAUGGGAAAAACUCCAGCUUGCUGCCAGGGUUAUCGUAGCAGUUGAGAACCCUCAGGACAUUAUUGUUCAGUCUGCCAGGCCCUAUGGUCAGAGAGCAGUGUUGAAGUUUGCCCAGUACACUGGUGCUCACGCAAUUGCUGGAAGGCACACCCCUGGAACAUUCACCAACCAGCUGCAGACCUCUUUCAAUGAGCCUCGCCUCCUAAUCCUCACAGAUCCAAGGACUGAUCACCAGCCCAUUAAGGAGGCAGCUCUUGGGAAUAUACCGACUAUUGCAUUCUGUGACACAGAUUCCCCAAUGGGACAUGUCGAUAUUGGAAUACCUGCAAAUAACAAGGGGAAGCAUAGCAUUGGCUGCCUCUUUUGGCUUUUAGCCAGGAUGGUUUUGCAAAUGCGUGGCACAAUUCGUCCAGGGCACAAGUGGGAUGUUAUGGUGGAUUUAUUUUUCUACAGGGAGCCUGAGGAAGCCAAGCAGCAAGAAGAAGAAGCUGUUGCUGCUAUUGAUUAUCCUCCUCCAACUGACUUUGCAGCUGAUCAAUGGACUGGUGCUCCAAUUGGCGACCAAUGGACUGAUGUUCCACAUGCUCCUAUUCCUACUGCCCCUGGUGUCAGCUGGUCAGCAGAUGCAGCACCAAUUGUAGAUAAUGACUGGGUUGUAGCUCAGCCACAAUUAUCGGCACCUGGAUUGGACACUGUUGCUGCUCCUCCUGUUCCUGAGGCUGAGUGGAAUUGAAUGCAGACUUCAAUUAUUGAGUUUUCUUUUUUGUGAGGUUUUGCCAUUAAUUUCUAUUGUUAAUUGGGAACCGAAACUUUCUUGUUUAUUGGGGAGCACAACUUAGUUGUAGACAUGCAAUUCUAGUGAUUUUGAAUUUUGAAGGGGAUGCUAUAUUUUGAACAUGCUA
This is a messenger RNA of Tripterygium wilfordii, 1231 nucleotides long. RefSeq names its product 40S ribosomal protein SA-like. Gene Ontology annotation, biological process: ribosomal small subunit assembly; cytoplasmic translation. The transcript has 5 exons. Gene Ontology annotation, molecular function: structural constituent of ribosome. NCBI's taxonomy places the organism in Eukaryota, Viridiplantae, Streptophyta, Magnoliopsida, Celastrales, Celastraceae. The coding region runs from base 154 to 1062 and encodes 302 amino acids. Gene Ontology annotation, cellular component: ribosome; 90S preribosome; cytosolic small ribosomal subunit. The record is from RefSeq and is a predicted model, not a curated record.